CAAUUUUUAGAUUGGAAUUAGUAGAAUUCUUAGACAUUCGAUGGUUUUCCUCUCAUAGUUUGGAGUGCUCAAACGUUCAGAAAAUUUAAAUCUAAAGCAAUUUUUUAUGACCAACUUGUCAAGCCUUUCAAACCUUCAGGUUAAAAGUUCAAAUUCCCCUUUUUAUUUCUCAUUUCCAUUGAAAAAAGCACCAAACUUUACUCUUUUCUAUUAGUGGAGCAAAAAAACUCUUUUAAAUUAAUCAACAAGCAACAAACUUUUUGGUAUGUAAUUACAGUCUCAUUAGAGAAAACAGUGGACACAUUGCUGAUUGAUAAUUACAGUCACAACAAAGCAUUCUACUGUUGCAUGGAAGUGUGGCCUACUUCAUCACUACAUUCCAAUCUACAAAUAUUUUUGGAUCAGAUUUGAGUACAUGAUGUAGUAUACUUAACCCAUACUACUCUCCAUUUCUCUUUCUUUAUCUUCUCUUCUACAUCUAUAAAUUCCACAUUUGUUUUCAUUGACAGAGAAACACAAACAAACAACAAACCCAGAAAAGCAGAGGGAAAUUAAGUGUUAGAUAGUGAGAAGAAUGGCUAAAAUCUCAGUUUCUAGACUGAAUAUACUCUUGUUUUUCAGCUCUAUUUUAUAUCUCAAUUUUCAGUUCAUACAUUCUGUUGAUAUUACUUAUGAUAACAAGGGUUUUAUCAUUAAUGGCCAACGCAAAAUCCUCCUUUCUGGUUCCAUUCAUUAUCCCAGAAGUACCCCUGAUAUGUGGGAACAUCUUAUAAGAAAAGCUAAAGUUGGAGGAUUGGAUGUAAUUGACACUUACGUUUUCUGGAAUGGGCAUGAGCCUUCUCCUGGAAAAUAUUAUUUUGAAGACAGAUAUGAUUUAGUGAGGUUCGUUAAGACAGUUCAAGGAAUUGGACUAUAUGUUAAUCUCCGCAUUGGUCCUUAUAUUUGCGGUGAAUGGAAUUUUGGUGGUUUUCCUGUGUGGUUAAAGUAUGUUCCUGGAAUCAGCUUCAGAACAGACAAUGAACCUUUUAAGAAAGCAAUGCAAGGUUUCACUGAGAAAAUUGUUGGCAUGUUGAAAAGUGAGAGAUUAUUUGCAUCUCAGGGUGGUCCUAUAAUCAUGUCUCAGAUUGAGAAUGAGUAUGGGUCUGAGGUUCGGGAAUUUGGGGCUGCUGGAAGAGCAUACAUAAAUUGGGCAGCGCAAAUGGCCUUUGGAUUAAAGACUGGAGUCCCAUGGUUAAUGUGCAAGGAAGAUGAUGCCCCUGAACCAAUGAUAAACACAUGCAAUGGUUUUUACUGUGAUUUUUUCAAACCCAACAAACCAAACAAACCAAAGAUGUGGACUGAGGCUUGGAGUGGAUGGUUCACUGAAUUUGGGGGUCCAGUUCACGAGAGACCAGUGGAAGAUUUGGCUUUUGCAGUUGCUCGUUUCAUACAAAGCGGAGGAUCAUAUGUUAACUAUUACAUGUACCAUGGUGGAACCAACUUUGAGCGCACAGCUGGUGGACCAUUCAUUACAACUAGUUACGAUUAUGAUGCCCCAAUUGAUGAAUAUGGUUUAAUCAGGCAACCUAAAUAUGGGCACUUGAAAGAACUAAAUCGAGCUAUCAAGCUUUCAGAGCUGGCAUUACUCUCUUCAGAACCGAAAAUUACGUCCCUGGGAAGCUAUCAGCAGGCAUAUGUGUUCUCAAGUCCUGGGACUUGCGCAGCUUUCCUCUCCAACUUCCAUUUUACUUCAUCCGCUAGGGUGAAAUUCAACAAUGAGCACUAUGACCUGCCUGCUUGGUCUAUCAGCAUACUUCCUGAUUGCAAACAUGCCAUCUUCAACACUGCUCGGGUUGGAGUUCAGACCUCACAUAUGCAAAUGUUGCCAGCCGGUUCUCACUUUCUGUCAUGGGAGAUGUUUGAUGAAGAUAUUUCUUCUUUGGAGGAGCGUCCAACAAUGACAGCAGAUGGGCUUCUAGAACAGAUUAAUGUCACUAGAGACAACAGUGACUACCUCUGGUACAUGACCAAUGUGCAUAUGAGCCCAUCAGAUUUGCGAGGAGCUCCAAGUCUCCUGGUGGAGUCAGCUGGGCAUGCUCUUCAUGUCUUUGUUAAUGGAAAACUAUCAGGGUCUGCUUUCGGGACUAGGGAAGCUAGGAGAUUUACUUUUAGAGGAACAAUCAAUCUUCAUGCAGGAAUGAACAGGAUUUCUCUGCUAAGUGUGGCUGUUGGUUUACCAAAUGUUGGGCCUCAUUAUGAACAGUGGAAUACUGGAAUUCUUGGUCCAGUGGUGUUGCAUGGCCUUAGCAGUGGGAAGAAAGAUUUAACAUGGCAGAAAUGGUCUUAUCAAGUUGGAUUGAAGGGGGAGAACAUGAAUUUAGCGUCUCCAAAUGAUGCUUCAUCAAAUGAAUGGGUACGCGGUUCACUUGCUGCACAGCGUACUCAACCUCUGACUUGGUAUAAGGCGAACUUUAAUGCUCCUGGAGGGGUUGAACCAUUGGCUCUAGAUAUGCAGAGCAUGGGGAAAGGUGAAAUAUGGAUCAAUGGGCGAAGUAUAGGAAGAUACUGGACCAAUUAUGCAAAGGGUAACUGCGAUUCUUGUUACUACGCUGGAACAUACCGCCAGUCAAAAUGCCAAUCUGGCUGUGGUAGUCCAACUCAAAGAUGGUACCAUGUUCCUAGAGCUUGGUUAAAGACAGGGAAAAAUGUAAUGGUUAUAUUUGAGGAACUUGGUGGGGAUGCGUCAAAAAUAUCUAUGGUGAAGAGAUCAGUGUCACGUGUUUGUGCUGACUCUUUCGAACACCAUCCCAUGGUUGAGAAUUGGCGAUUGGAUUCCAAUGGCGAUGAAGAGAUACUUCACCAGGCCAAGGUUCAUCUGCAGUGUGGGCCAGGACAAUCAAUAUCAUCCAUUCAAUUUGCAAGUUUUGGCACCCCAUUGGGAACCUGUGGAAGUUUCUCCAAGGGAUCCUGCCAUGCUGAAAACAGUCACGCUGUCUUAGAGAAGCUUUGUAUAGGCCAGGACAGAUGUUCGGUAGAUAUAUCAAACUCGAACUUUGGGGGAGAUCCAUGUCGCAACGUGUGGAAACAACUCAAAGUUGAAGCCAUUUGUUCCUAAUCAUGUCUACCCAAAGCAAAUUCAUGAAGGUUUCUAUUGUGUAAAGAGUUCAACACAGCCUGUAUUUAUAUGGUGAAAGCUAAAGAAGAAAGAAUAAUGGUAGAAGAAAAAUAGUGGCAUCUAUUAUCGGUUUAAAAAACACACGCAUUUGUGCAGAAAAUAGCGAGAUGGUUGUGCAGAGUAAUCAUUCCCUUGCCUUUUAAUAGGGAUUUAAGGUGAAGAGGAGGCAAAUCCCAAGUACUACUAUUUAUGUUAUUCAAAGUAGCUAAACUUAAAAUUAUUAUUGUAAUCCAUCCUAAUUGUGCGGUUUAGUAAAUGUGAUUUGAGAGUAUUCAGUUUGAAUUGCUCUUCACACAAAUUACAAAAA
Messenger RNA from Amaranthus tricolor (Joseph's coat), 3461 nucleotides. Its product is annotated as beta-galactosidase 5-like. The record is from RefSeq and is a predicted model, not a curated record. Gene Ontology annotation, biological process: carbohydrate metabolic process. Gene Ontology annotation, molecular function: carbohydrate binding; beta-galactosidase activity. Bases 575 to 3094 code for a protein of 839 amino acids. Lineage: Eukaryota; Viridiplantae; Streptophyta; Magnoliopsida; Caryophyllales; Amaranthaceae. The transcript is spliced from 19 exons. Gene Ontology annotation, cellular component: cell wall; vacuole.